AUGGCGACCGGAACGGUUCCAGCUUCUUUUACUAGCCUAAAGAGCAAGGAAAAUGGAUUGGGCUUCGCUAAAAGCAUGGAUUUUGUUAGAGUUUCUAAUGCACAGAGGGUCAAAUUUCGUAGAACCAAGUAUUCUGUGAUCAGAAGUUCUAAUCCUGGCCAGGAAACUGUUGAGCUAGAGCCUGCAUCAGAAGGGAGUCCUCUAUUAGUUCCGAGACAAAAAUAUUGUGAAUCCAUCCACAAAACUGUCAGGAGAAAAACCCGCACUGUAAUGGUUGGAAAUGUGGCCCUUGGUAGCGACCACCCUAUUCGAAUCCAAACAAUGACUACUUCGGACACUAAAGAUGUUGCUGGGACAGUCGAAGAGGUAAUGAGAAUUGCUGAUAAAGGAGCGGACAUAGUCCGAAUUACAGUGCAAGGGAAGAAAGAGGCAGAUGCCUGUUAUGAAAUUAAAAACACACUUGUGCAGAAAAACUACAAUAUCCCUCUUGUGGCUGAUAUCCAUUUUGCUCCUGCUGUUGCACUGCGAGUUGCUGAGUGCUUUGACAAAAUUCGUGUCAAUCCCGGAAAUUUCGCUGACAGGCGAGCUCAAUUUGAGCAGUUAGAGUACACUGAAGAAGAAUAUCAGAAAGAGCUUCAGCAUAUUGAGGAGGUCUUCACUCCAUUAGUCGAGAAGUGUAAGAAAUAUGGAAGGGCGAUGCGCAUUGGGACAAACCACGGGAGCCUUUCAGAUCGUAUAAUGAGCUAUUACGGGGAUUCACCUAGAGGAAUGGUUGAAUCUGCAUUUGAGUUCGCUAGGAUUUGUCGGAAAUUGGACUAUCACAACUUCGUCUUUUCGAUGAAGGCAAGCAACCCCGUUAUCAUGGUCGAGGCAUACCGACUUCUUGUAGCGGAAAUGUAUGUCCAAGGAUGGGAUUAUCCCUUGCACUUGGGAGUCACCGAAGCUGGUGAGGGUGAGGAUGGACGCAUGAAAUCUGCAAUUGGAAUUGGAACACUUCUACAGGAUGGUCUGGGUGACACAAUUCGAGUUUCACUUACUGAACCUCCAGAGGAGGAGAUUGACCCCUGUAGAAGGUUGGCAAACCUCGGUACAAGAGCAGCUCAACUCCAGCUAGGAGUGGAACCAUUUGAAGAGAAGCAUAGACGUUAUUUUGAUUUUCAACGCAGAACAGGGCAAUUGCCAGUACAAAAAGAGGGUGAAGAGGUAGAUUAUAGGGGCGCCCUGCACCGUGAUGGUUCAGUUCUCAUGUCUGUUUCCUUGGAUCAGUUGAAGACCCCAGAGCUUUUAUACAGAUCUUUGGCAGCAAAACUUGUCGUCGGCAUGCCAUUUAAGGAUCUGGCAACCGUGGAUUCAAUAUUAUUGAGGGAGCUCCCUCCUGCUGAUGAUAAAGAUGCAAGGCUUGCUCUUAAAAGGUUGAUAGACAUAAGCAUGGGUGUUAUAACACCUUUAUCAGAGCAGCUAACAAAGCCUUUACCCUAUGCAAUGGUUUUGGUGACUCUCAAAGAAUUAUCAAGUGGAGCACACAAGCUCCUUCCGGAAGGUACCCGCUUGGUUGUGUCUGUACGUGGUGAUGAGUCGAAAGAAGAAUUGGAAAUUCUAAAGAGUGUUGAGGUUACAAUGAUUCUCCAUGACGUACCCCACACUGAAGAAAAGGUUGGCAGAGUUCAGGCAGCGAGGAGGCUGUUCGAGUAUCUUUCUGAGAACUCUCUUGACUUCCCGGUGAUUCAUCAUAUUCAAUUCCCUAAAGGAAUUCACAGAGACGAUUUAGUCAUUGGGGCUGGAAGCAAUGCAGGAGCCCUUUUGGUAGAUGGGCUUGGAGAUGGGGUCUUAUUAGAAGCUCCGGACCAGGACUUUGAAUUUCUUAGAAACACAUCGUUCAAUUUGCUGCAAGGCUGUAGAAUGCGUAACACAAAGACGGAAUAUGUGUCAUGUCCCUCAUGUGGACGAACUCUAUUCGACCUUCAAGUGAUAAGUGCAGAAAUAAGAGAGAAAACAUCCCACUUGCCUGGUGUUUCGAUUGCUAUCAUGGGUUGUAUCGUGAAUGGACCGGGGGAGAUGGCUGAUGCAGAUUUUGGUUACGUUGGUGGCGCUCCAGGGAAGAUUGACCUUUAUGUUGGAAAGACGGUGGUAAAACGAGGAAUUGCAAUGGAUCAGGCGACCGAUGCUUUGAUCCAGCUAAUUAAAGAUCACGGGCGCUGGAUUGAGCCUCCUUCAGAAGAGUAA
Molecule: messenger RNA, 2223 nt
Organism: Oldenlandia corymbosa var. corymbosa
Lineage: Eukaryota; Viridiplantae; Streptophyta; Magnoliopsida; Gentianales; Rubiaceae
Source: the annotation of a GenBank genome assembly